AUUAAAUAAAGUGGGCAGCACUGCAGCCGCGACCAGGCACAAAUUUUGUUUUCAUUCGCGAACUUUUAUUUAUAUAGCUGCCAAAUAUGAAUCCUUUGGAUAAAAUACAUGCACUUGAUGAAAUCGAAAAGGAAAUAAUACUAUGCAUGCAGAGUGCAGGACAAGCGCUGCAAGAGCUUGGCAAGGAGAAAUGCUCGCAAAAGAACGCCGAAACGCAGUCGCAACAGUUUCUGAAAAGCCUCUCCAGCGUCGAGUCCAAGCUCUCAGAGCAAAUAAACUACCUCACACAAGUAUCCACCGGUCAGCCUCAUGAGGGAUCUGGCUACGCCUCUGCCAAGGUACUGCAAAUGGCUUGGCAUCGCAUACAACACGCCCGCUCCCGCGUGCGGGAACUCGAGGAGACCAAGGCUAGGCAUUCGCAUGCAGCUCGAAAGCAACAGAAGCGGCAGCAGGAAGAUGCAGCCGCUCAACAGCAGCAACAACAACAGCAGGCAGCAGAUGCUGCAGCCCAACAACAGCAACAACUAGCUGCCGGACCAGGAGGUAGUGGUGCCGGCGAUGCUGGCACCGUUGGCGGUGGUAUGGGUGGUGAAGGUGGAGGCGGUGGUAUGCCGCCCAAUUAAUUCGACACUAAGUUUUUUUGUACACAUUAAAAUUAAGUUGUAUUUGAAA
Molecule: messenger RNA, 672 nt
Organism: Scaptodrosophila lebanonensis
Lineage: Eukaryota; Metazoa; Arthropoda; Insecta; Diptera; Drosophilidae
Gene: MED11
Product: mediator of RNA polymerase II transcription subunit 11
Exons: 2
Coding region: 87-623 (178 amino acids)
Biological process (GO): regulation of transcription by RNA polymerase II
Cellular component (GO): mediator complex
Molecular function (GO): transcription coregulator activity
Source: RefSeq, a predicted model, not a curated record